This is a messenger RNA of Drosophila santomea, 1741 nucleotides long. It is a transcript of the gene bb8, whose product is annotated as glutamate dehydrogenase, mitochondrial. Gene Ontology annotation, biological process: L-glutamate catabolic process. The record is from RefSeq and is a predicted model, not a curated record. Gene Ontology annotation, molecular function: L-glutamate dehydrogenase (NAD+) activity. Gene Ontology annotation, cellular component: mitochondrion. The transcript is spliced from 4 exons. Lineage: Eukaryota; Metazoa; Arthropoda; Insecta; Diptera; Drosophilidae. The coding region runs from base 100 to 1707 and encodes 535 amino acids.
AAUCGAAAAUCAUCAAGUAUCAUCUCAUAAGUUUUUCAUCCAAAUUCGAAUUAAUACCUCCAUGUGAUUAGUUUAUGUACAAAAAAUAAUUUUUGCACAAUGCUUCGUUAUGCGGAACGGCUUCUAAAAGGGGUUUAUCCCCUUAUGUCCAGGCAAGUAUUACAACGUUACGCACACCAGGUGCCCGAGAAACUGAAAAAGGUCGAAACGGACAAGGACCCGGAGUUCUCGGAAAUGGUGCUGUACUAUUACCACAAGGCCGCCCAGACCAUGGAACCGGCAUUGCUCAAGGAAAUGGAGAAGUAUCCGCAUAUGAAGCCGGAGGAGCGUCAGGCUCGUGUCACCGCCAUCCUGAAUCUGCUCGGUAGUGUUUCCACCUCCGUGGAGGUUAAUUUUCCCAUUGUGCGCAAGAACGGCACCUACGAAAUCAUCAGCGGUUAUCGUUCACAUCAUGUACGCCAUCGAUUGCCUCUCAAGGGCGGGAUCCGCUACGCUCUGGACGUGAACGAAAGUGAAGUGAAGGCCCUGGCCGCCAUUAUGACGUUCAAGUGUGCCUGCGUGAAUGUACCUUAUGGUGGAUCCAAGGGCGGAGUUUGCAUCGACCCAAAGAAGUAUACGGUGGAUGAGCUGCAGACGAUCACACGGCGUUACACGAUGGAGCUGCUCAAGCGUAAUAUGAUUGGUCCCGGCAUCGAUGUACCCGCACCCGAUGUGAACACUGGGCCGCGUGAGAUGAGCUGGAUUGUGGAUCAGUACCAGAAGACCUUUGGCUACAAGGACAUCAACUCGUCGGCUAUUGUCACCGGGAAGCCCAUUCACAAUGGCGGCAUCAAUGGUCGCCAUUCGGCCACGGGCAGAGGCGUUUGGAAGGCGGGCGAUCUCUUCCUCAAGGAUAAGGAGUGGAUGGAUCUGAUCAAGUGGAAGACGGGAUGGAAGGACAAGACGGUCAUAGUGCAGGGCUUUGGCAAUGUGGGCUCCUUUGCUGCCAAAUAUGUGCACGAGGCGGGCGCCAAGGUCAUCGGCAUCAAGGAGUUUGAUGUGUCUCUCUACAAUAAGGACGGCAUUGAUAUUAAUGACCUUUUCGAAUACACGGAGGAAAAGAAGACUAUUAAAGGAUAUCCGAAGGCUGAGGAGUCCAAGGAGGACUUGCUGAUCGCCGAAGCCGACAUCCUUAUGCCCUGCGCCACCCAGAAGGUGAUAACCACCGACAAUGCCAAGGACAUAAAGGCCAAGCUGAUUCUCGAGGGCGCCAACGGACCAACAACACCAUCUGGCGAAAAGAUCCUGUUGGAUAAGGGAGUGCUCCUAGUUCCCGAUCUCUAUUGCAAUGCUGGCGGUGUAACCGUAUCCUACUUUGAGUACCUUAAAAACAUUAACCACGUGUCCUAUGGCAAAAUGAAUUCCAAAUCCACAUCCGAGCUAAUUAUCGAACUGAUGAACUCCAUCAACGAGUCCAUGCAGAAAUGCCCCGAUAAUGAAUUCCCGCCCAUAUGCCCCAAUAAGAAACUGAAAAGGAUACAACAAUGCACCACCGAGGCGGAUAUAGUGGAUUCAGCUCUUCAAACCGUCAUGGAAUCUGCGGCACGUGGCAUCAAGGAGAUGGCUCACAAGUUUGAACUGUGUAACGAUUUGCGGAGGGCCGCUUACGUUUGGUCCUCCUUCAAAAUUUUCCAGGCUAUGGAAAGUUCCGGCAUUUCUCAACAGUAGUGAUUUUUACUGAAGUACAUAUGAAAUUCACAGU